Messenger RNA from Papilio polytes (common Mormon), 452 nucleotides. RefSeq names its product histone H1B-like. The annotation marks the transcript as partial. The transcript has a single exon. NCBI's taxonomy places the organism in Eukaryota, Metazoa, Arthropoda, Insecta, Lepidoptera, Papilionidae. Gene Ontology annotation, biological process: nucleosome assembly; negative regulation of DNA recombination; chromosome condensation. Gene Ontology annotation, cellular component: nucleus; nucleosome. Gene Ontology annotation, molecular function: nucleosomal DNA binding; structural constituent of chromatin; double-stranded DNA binding. The record is from RefSeq and is a predicted model, not a curated record.
UAUCGUACGUUCUCUCUAAAUAUUUUAUUUGUCUUUGAAGAAUAACAAAUAACAAACAACAUCUACAAUGGCAGACACCGCAGUUGCAUCGGAAACACCCGCACCGGCAACCCCCGCGAAGAAACCGAAGGCGACCGCGGCCGCCGCCGCCGGUGGCGUUAAGAAGCCGAAGGCGAAACCCACUCAUCCGAAAACUUCAGAGAUGGUCACCAGUGCUAUCAAGGAGCUGAAGGAACGCAGUGGGUCUUCUCUGCAGGCUAUUAAGAAAUAUAUUGCAGCACAAUACAAAGUCGACGCCGAGAAACUGGCCCCUUUCAUCAGGAAAUAUCUGAAGAGCGCAGUCGAAUCCGGUGCUCUUAUUCAGACCAAAGGUAAAGGAGCGUCCGGUUCAUUCAAGCUAGAAUCGAAAUCCGCCGCCUCCAAGAAACCGGCGGCGGCGAGCAAGACAGUCA